This is a messenger RNA of Ylistrum balloti, 1022 nucleotides long. RefSeq lists its product as uncharacterized. Gene Ontology annotation, molecular function: metal ion binding. The transcript is spliced from 8 exons. The record is from RefSeq and is a predicted model, not a curated record. Bases 42 to 812 code for a protein of 256 amino acids. Lineage: Eukaryota; Metazoa; Mollusca; Bivalvia; Pectinida; Pectinidae.
GUACUCUAUAGAAGAUCUGAAGGUACUCUAUCGAAGCCGAAAUGUCUGAAGUUGCGUUCUGUGCCAAGUGUCCUGGUGGACAGUGCGGCUGCACAGGUGCUGGAUGCUGUACUACGAGCUGUAGAUGCCCCGGAUGUAAAGUAAACUGUGGAUGUUUCUCGGCAAAGGCCUCAGUUUGUCCCGACGGAAUCUGUCAGAUGGGAGUUGAUUGUGAAUGUGGCUGCAAGUGCAGCAGCGCAUGUACGUGUCCCAACUGCAAGGCCGGAUGCAAAUGUGCAGGUGCCAACUUCGUGUGUACCGCGGACUGCCAGUCUGGGAUGUGUUGCGGUACCAGGGCCUGUCAGUGUAGCGGCAAGUGCGCAUGUCCAAAAUGCAAGUGCAACUGUGCCUCUGCUGCGUUCUGUGCCAAGUGUCCUGGUGGACAGUGCGGCUGCACAGGUGCGGGAUGCUGUACUACAAGCUGUAGAUGCCCCGGAUGUAAAGUAAACUGUGGAUGUUUCUCGGCAAAGGCCUCAGUUUGUCCCGACGGAAUCUGUCAGAUGGGAGUUGAUUGUGAAUGUGGCUGCAAGUGCAGCAGCGCAUGUACGUGUCCCAACUGCAAGGCCGGAUGCAAAUGUGCAGGUGCCAACUUCGUGUGUACCGCGGACUGCCAGUCUGGGAUGUGUUGCGGUACCAGGGCCUGUCAGUGUAGCGGCAAGUGCGCAUGUCCAAAAUGCAAGUGCAACUGUGCCUCUGGGGCAUGUGCGUGCGGUGUGGGCUGUACCGGACCUAAAACAUGCAGGUGUGGUGCUGGAUGUAGGUGUAAGCUGUGAAAAAUCACAUCUUUGGAGAAUAUGACACCAUACCGGAUGGACUGACCAAUUCUUUAUCAACUCUUUACGGAUAUAUUGAUUAACAUUUAAAUUUGAAACUCCUGCUUGAAUCCCUCGUUUUGUGAUUGUCAAUGACUUUAUUUUGGUUAUUUUACACACAAUUAUCUUAUUCUAAUAUAAAAUGAUUGUUGACAAUUGUCAUCUUGUUCU